Molecule: messenger RNA, 1643 nt
Organism: Pseudovirgaria hyperparasitica
Lineage: Eukaryota; Fungi; Ascomycota; Dothideomycetes; Acrospermales; Acrospermaceae
Exons: 1
Coding region: 148-1521 (457 amino acids)
Molecular function (GO): acetylglucosaminyltransferase activity
Source: RefSeq, a predicted model, not a curated record
CUUCUAAGCGGCUGACCAGGAGAAUCGAGUGGUCUAGGCGGUACUGCAGACCCACCGAUAGCCGGUCACUCAAGUAUCAUCAAUAUCAUCUCGUUCUUCUGCCCCCUUCCUCCAACCGCUCCUGUCCAGACGCAGAUGUAAAACACCAUGGUUCUUGCGAGACUCACAUCGAAGCCGGCCUUACUCGUGCUACCUGUCUUGCUCUUGUUCAUCAUUGCCUACCACCUCUCGUCAAAUCAUCAUUUCCCUACCCCUACCAUACCUCAGCUCUCUGUCCCACGCCACUGCUCUCCAAACCUAGCCAGAUUGCAACAGCUGAAGCUGUCCGCAGAGAUAAACUACGGUCGCGCUGCUAUAAACGUUCGUUAUGCUGCCUCCACAUCGCAACCCGAACAAUUUCAGCUCCCGCUUCCUGAAUUCAACAAGAUGCGGGUGCAUGAACAUGUGGAGGGAAGUGAACCUCCUCAAUGCCCAGAGCCUUUCAUGCUAAGCUACGACACUCCGCCGCCGCCACCUGACCUCUCCCACAUCAUUUUUGGCGCCGCGACGACGAUCGAUCGAUUGGAGGCCUCGUUCUAUGAUUUUGCUCAUUGGAUAAGUGGCACAAAUGCUCUGCUCUAUGCAAUCCUUGAGCCAGCAGCCGCGCCCGAUAUCGAGCGUUUGAAAGAGAGAGCAAAGUCAAUGGGAUUCCGACUCACUGUGGAAGAAUCAGAAUUGGACUGGCAUCGACGCUAUUUCACCCUUACGCGGCGCUUCUAUGAACAUCACACGAGCACCACCAAGUGGGGUAUAAUAAUUGACGACGAUACCUUUUUCAUCUCGCCUACCCGCCUAUCAUCUUUCCUGGCCUCCUUUGACCAUACGCAAAAAUAUUACAUCGGGGGUGUGACUGAAGACUUCGGACAGAUUAAGAACUUUGGUAUUUUUGGAUAUGGCGGUGCGUCGAACAUCUUAUCAAUUCCAUUAUUGGCAGAGUUGAACGGUCUAUACGACGUGUGUGUUAAGGAAGAGACUGGUGGAGACAUCAUGCUCGCUAGGUGCCUUUAUGGGCACACCGGAACCAAGCUGACAAUGGAACACCGAUUACAUCAAUUCGACAUGAACGGAGAUCUUUCAGGAAUUUACGAGUCCGGUCGCCGCCGGCCCCAAAUGCUUUCAGUGCACCAUUGGAAAUCGUGGCAUCAAGCAAAUAUGACCAACAUGGCUGCGGUGUCAUCAGUCUGCGGCGAUGAAUGUUUGCUUCAGCGCUUCAAGUUUGCCGAUGGUUGGUGGUUAACCAAUGGCUACUCCCUCGUUAAGUACAGCAAAGAUCUCUCGCUAGACGAUGUUACGAUCGAACACACGUGGAGAGAGAAUGGAGACUACUGGCACAGCUUCGAUCCACUGCGGCCAAAAGACGAGGGAAAGACAUCUUUGAGACUGGAGCUUGUGGAAAGGACGGAGAAUAGUGUUUCUCAAUUCUACGUGCAAAGGAAGGAGGGACUCGACCAUGUAUUUGAGAUGGUCUGGACGACGACGUAAAACCACGAAACUAGCACUUACUGUUCUUUCUGCCUAUUCAUUGGUAUAGAUAUCCCACGGAGAUGCUUAUCCACAUUCAAGACGUCAAAACAAACCUCGUCUUACAACCGAAUGCUUCGGUG